Messenger RNA from Cryptomeria japonica (Japanese cedar), 1650 nucleotides. RefSeq names its product protein NRT1/ PTR FAMILY 2.13-like. The transcript is spliced from 5 exons. The record is from RefSeq and is a predicted model, not a curated record. NCBI's taxonomy places the organism in Eukaryota, Viridiplantae, Streptophyta, Pinopsida, Cupressales, Cupressaceae. Gene Ontology annotation, biological process: transmembrane transport. Gene Ontology annotation, molecular function: transmembrane transporter activity. Gene Ontology annotation, cellular component: plasma membrane. Bases 1 to 1650 code for a protein of 549 amino acids.
AUGGAAGAGAAAAGUUCUUGGCGCAAUAUUCCCAUUCUUAAUCACUUUAAUUGCUUUGCUCUCCCAAGCACAACGAAGAAUGCUGUGGAGAGUGUUGAUGAUGAAGAUAAUGAGUCCUAUAAAAGGAAAACAAAAGGAGGAAAUGAGAGCUGCGAGAAAAUAGCAGUUGUCGGGUUGCAGUCCAACAUGUCCAUCUAUUUAAAAACAAAAUACAACAUGAAGUUAGUUACAAUUGUAAAUAUGCUGAAUAUUUGGUCUGGUACAACAAGCUUUGCAACCCUGGGAGGAGCCUUUCUUGCAGAUUCUUAUAUCGGCCGAUAUCUUACCAUAGUCAUUGCCUCCCUUUCAUAUUUCCUCGGAAUGGGCCUUUGGACUCUCACGGCUCUAGUUCCGGCACUACGGCCACCACAUUGUAGUGACGAACAGGCAAAGUCAAAAGAAUGCAAAAGUCCUUCAAAAGAGCAGAUGUUUUUUCUUGUGGUGGCGUUUGUAUUCAUGUCGAUUGGCUCAGCGGGAAUAAGACCAUGUGCCAUGGCGUUUGGAGCAGAUCAGUUUCAAGAGAAAGGAAAAGAAGCAGCUCAACAAAAGAAAAGUUUACAUAGUUUCUUUAAUUGGUAUUACCUUGCAAACGCCGCAACCGUGCUGGUGGCCGGCAUUGCUAUUCUUUACCUUCAGACCAAUGUGAGUUGGGGUUUGGGCUUCGGUGUGCCUACUCUUCUCAUGCUCAUUUCAUUAAUUGCCUUCGUUCUUGGGACACCCAUUUUCCACCGUGAGGUUCCACAGGGGAGUCCUUUCACUGGUAUUGCACAGAUUGUCGUGGCGUUCAUCAAGAAAAGGAAUUUGCCUCUGCCCUCUGAUCCCACAUUGUUAUAUUCCGACCCAAGGGGCCCAAAAACUCAUCCUACACCUAAAUUCAGGUUCCUGAACAAGGCCGCCAUAGCGAGAGAAGGAGACUGCAAGCAAGCAGACGGUUCCAUUGCCCGGCCAUGGAGGCUCUGUUCAAUCCAAAGAAUAGAGGAAUUGAAAGUGAUCCUCACAAUUCUACCCAUAUACUCCUGCUUAAUCAUCGACUCAAUUACAAGCGGACAGCAGGGAAUCACACCGCUUCAAAGAAUGGGCAUCGGCUACAUUAUUUCCUCCCUCUCCUUGUUGGUAGCCGGUUUAGUUGAAUUGAAGAGAAGGAAUGUGGCCAAAGGCCACGGUCUCAUGGACGACCCAUCUGCCAUUGUUCCAAUUUCAGUGUUUUGGCUUGUGCCUCAGUUUGUAAUACAGGGACUGGGAAUUUGCUUUCACGUUGUGGGCUAUAUGAAUUUGUUCUAUAAUGAGUUUCCGACUAACUUACGUAGCACUGCCAUGGCGCUGGCAUCUUGCAUGUAUGCGUCGGGGGACUAUUUAAGCGCUGUUUUUGUGUCGGUCAUUCACAGAACUACGGGUGUUCAUGGGAAGCCCGAUUGGCUUGACGAUAAUGUUAAUCUUGGUCGUCUUGAUUAUCUCUACUGGCUUUUGUCUGCCAUGGGGGCUGUGAAUGUGGUAUAUUUCUUGUUCUGUUCAUCUCGGUAUACUUAUAGAGAAAAUCCCGUUGCGGAUGCCGACCAAACGUCUGGCAUGUCUGAUGGUCGAGAGAUGGAGUCUAAGCAAAUACAUGUAUAA